GUAAGAAAUCAGGGUCAGGUGGUUGUCCCAUGCGGCGUGCGGGCGAUGCCCCGGUUUGUUCGGAAGGCUGGACCCUGGGCUUCUACAGGAUAUGCAGCGGAAUGGCCCUCUUAAAAGCAACGUGGGGAUCUCGGGAAUACAAAAACAUCACUCUGGUAGUUGGAACAGCUCUCCAGAACCAUGAAUUCGGUUUCUCAGAUCGCAAUUGUCGGCGUGGGCCAGGUCGGAGGCGCCGCAGCAUACUCCAUCAUCCUUACCUCUUUCGUGAGCGAGUUGCUCCUCGUCGACAUCGAUGUCGAUUUGAGAGACGGCCAAGUCCGUGACCUUUCCGAUGUGGCCUAUAGUUGUAACAGCAGCACGCGCGUGCGAGCUGCCUCACACCAUGAGGCAGCCAAGGCCGACAUUGUGGUUAUCACAGCGGGAUCCAAGCACAUGAUAGGUCAAACCACUAUCGACCAGAUAUCCCGGAACAUGUCAAUUGUUCGGGAAGUAGUCGAGACAAUGAAACCGUUCAGAUUAGACACAGUCCUGCUUGUCGUCUCAAACCCUAUUGACCUGCUCACAUCCCUCGCCCAUGAACUCUCCGGACUUCCGACAUCUCAAGUCUUGGGCUCAGGAACGUUCCUAGACUCGGUGCGGCUCCGUGGGCUCGUAGCCAUGCGGGCUGGAAUUGCGGCUAAUUCGAUAGAUAUCUACGUGGUGGGCGUACACGGAAACCCCCAGGUCGUAGCAUGGUCAGCGGCAACAGUUGGUGGCGUCCCCAUCAACAAAGCCAUCCCCCCUAACAUCCUUGACCGUGAUAAGCUUGCGGAUGAAUGCAAGCAUUGGUCGCAGAGCAUAAUCAGAGCUAAGGGUUCGACUCCUUUUGGGCUUGGCUCUAUUGUGUCCAGUUUGUGUGCCUCUAUCUUCUUGGAUAAGCGCAAUGUCUGUCCCGUAAGUCAUUUCCAACCUGACUUUGGUUGCUAUUUCAGCUUGCCCGCGGUCCUCGGGAAGAAGGGAGUUAUGAGUACUAUUCAUAUGCCGUUGGACAGUGACGAGGAGGCACAUGUAGCCAAGUCAGCGAAUGAACUAAGCGAAACUAUUGACUGGAUCCAUCGGAGUUAUUAAGCCAAGAAUGUCGUGAGACAGGUUGGAUUUUUAUAAUCUGCUAGGCAAUCUACUAUCUAGUAGCUACUUGCGUUAGAGUUGACUAGUAAUGUAAUCUUUUUUACAGCCCUGG
Fusarium redolens is the source of this 1219-nucleotide messenger RNA. Its product is annotated as lactate dehydrogenase/glycoside hydrolase. NCBI's taxonomy places the organism in Eukaryota, Fungi, Ascomycota, Sordariomycetes, Hypocreales, Nectriaceae. Gene Ontology annotation, biological process: carboxylic acid metabolic process. Gene Ontology annotation, molecular function: oxidoreductase activity, acting on the CH-OH group of donors, NAD or NADP as acceptor. The transcript has 3 exons. The record is from RefSeq and is a predicted model, not a curated record. Bases 181 to 1107 code for a protein of 308 amino acids.